Molecule: messenger RNA, 2504 nt
Organism: Dromiciops gliroides (monito del monte)
Lineage: Eukaryota; Metazoa; Chordata; Mammalia; Microbiotheria; Microbiotheriidae
Gene: ZC4H2
Product: zinc finger C4H2-type containing
Exons: 5
Coding region: 156-830 (224 amino acids)
Biological process (GO): positive regulation of neuron differentiation
Cellular component (GO): nucleus
Source: RefSeq, a predicted model, not a curated record
AGGCGAGGGACUACAAGUCCCAGGCGUCCCCGCGGCCGCCAUCGCACAGUCUCCAAGCCCCCUGCCCGGAGGAGGGGGCUACAUUGUGUCUAUUGUAGCUUUUGGCCGCCUCUUCGGGAGACCUUCUCGGGACGGUGAAAUCGGGCCUGAAAAGCAUGGCUGAUGAGCAGGAAAUCAUGUGCAAGCUGGAGAGCAUCAAAGAGAUCAGGAAUAAGACCAUGCAGAUGGAGAAGAUCAAGGCCCGACUGAAGGCAGAGUUUGAAGCCCUCGAGUCAGAGGAACGGCAUCUGAAGGAAUAUAAGCAAGAGAUGGAUCUCUUGCUACAGGAAAAGAUGGCCCAUGUGGAGGAACUGCGUCUGAUCCACGCGGAUAUCAACGUGAUGGAGAACACCAUCAAACAGUCAGAGAAUGACCUCAACAAAUUGCUGGAGUCCACCCGGCGGCUGCAUGAUGAGUAUAAGCCCCUAAAAGAGCAUGUGGAUGCUCUCCGCAUGACCCUGGGCCUACAGAGGCUUCCAGACCUGUGUGAAGAGGAGGAGAAGCUGUCCCUGGAUUACUUCGAGAAGCAGAAGGCUGAGUGGCAGACGGAGCCUCAGGAGCCACCCAUCCCUGAGUCCCUUGCUGCUGCUGCUGCGGCAGCCCAACAGCUACAAGUGGCUAGGAAACAAGACACCAGGCAGACGGCCACAUUCAGACAACAGCCCCCACCCAUGAAGGCAUGCCUGUCCUGUCACCAGCAAAUCCACCGGAAUGCCCCCAUCUGCCCUCUGUGCAAAGCCAAGAGCCGCUCUCGGAACCCCAAGAAGCCAAAGAGGAAACAGGAUGAAUGAAAAGAAGACCCGCCUCAUGGAGCUCCCCUGCUCGGAGAGCCCCUUUCCCUUGGCCAGAGUGAUUGAGGUCCAGGCGUGAGCGUUCCUCCCCUCCUUCUUCUCCUCCUUCCAUUCUUUCCUUCUCCCCUCUGCCCUUCCUCAUCUUGUAUUUAGUGGGACGGAAGCACAACUCUUCUCUCAUGUUCUUAUUCCUUCCAGCCCUUGGGAUUUGGGGUUAGGAAGACAUAAGUUUCAGGUACUAAGGCCUGUGUGUCUGACAGCUCCUCCAGCCCUGAUUGCUGCCCCUCCCUUCCCCCUCCCCACUUCAGGAUGUCAGGUGGUGGCAGAAGGCAUCCAGGGGCCUGAUGGGCUAACAUCCCUGCCAAUGGUGGAUAAUGGUGGGGUAAGUUGCUGGUUACUCGCAGGGGCCCCGUGUCCCAGAUGGGGCUGGCACUCAAGGAAUUGUGGGAUCAAGGAGGCCCACUGUUCCAGAUUCAGGUAGGGGAGGGGUGAUGCCGCUCAUCAACAGUGGCUACAGCCGAGGGACCUUGGUGCUGUUUGUCCCUUUCGAAUUUGGAGAGCUACUGGUCUAUUUCCUUCCUCCCUCCUUCUGACUUCAUGGGUAGCAGUUGCCUCCAGCAGCCUUUUCAUUCUAAUUCUCCUCCCGCCCCAUGCCUUCCAGUCUUCCUUGGGGCCCAGUCUUAAAGGUGUGUCAAGGUCUUUAAGACCAGGGAAGCAGCUUGCAUAACCCACCUACUUCACUUCCUGAACCAGGCCAGUUGGGUGGUCCUCCCUAUUGUUUCUCUAUUUCCCAGGGCCCUAGAUGCUGACCCAGAAGAAUGUGGCUGGUCCAUUCUUCCUUUCCCUCUCCUUCCCCCAAUGGGAGGACCAUUCAGUCCUAUCCACUUACCCAGCCCCCUGAACCCUUGCAGUGAAACUAAUGCCAACACCCCUUUUCCCAGGUGACUCCCUUGUCCACUGCUUGUCCUGGCUGAGUGCCUAUUUGUGGCUCUGCACUCCCUGGGAAGGGGCACUAACAUUUGUCAGCCUGUUCGCUUGGAAGAACUAAUUCCCUUACAUUUGAUCAAUGGUGCUUUUCUGGGAGGCUGAGGCCAUGGGAGCUGUUGGGUAGUUCAUUCUGGAUAUUUCCAUGGUCCCAGCCCUCAUCUUCAUUUAGGAGCUGUGCUGUGGAUGUGUUGUUAUCGCCGUGAGUCAGUCAACCCCUCUGUUAGGCCCCCAACCCCUACCCACCAUGCACUUGGGUCAGUAGGAGAGAUGGAGGUGGGGGAUGGGCCUUUUCCUUCAAGGAAAGCCUAUCCUAUUAGCCACAUGGAGCACCCCCGUCCUCAGGACCUCCUUCCCUGGGGACCAUGGUCACAGCUUCUGAGCACACCUCUCCCCUGACAUACCAUCCCCUCCUGUAAGUAGAAGAGAAAGCUCUGGGCUCCUCUUUGGCAUCCAGGUCGCUCUCAUGGAGACCUUUCCUGGUGUUAAGAGGGUAGGCCUUGGCCAAGUUUGAGAAAGCUUCAACCCCAUGUCCCUGGCAGGGGGCAUUUUUUUCCUUCCUUGUUUAAUGGUAGUUUUAGUGAGUUGCCCUCAAGGGCCAUGUGUUCAUAACCCAAAAGGCUCCUCUGCCUCUUGGACUUAUGUGUGUUAUACCACUUGUCUAUACAAAUCCUAUUAAAUAAACAUCAU